Molecule: messenger RNA, 438 nt
Organism: Trichoderma virens Gv29-8
Lineage: Eukaryota; Fungi; Ascomycota; Sordariomycetes; Hypocreales; Hypocreaceae
Exons: 1
Coding region: 1-438 (145 amino acids)
Source: RefSeq, a predicted model, not a curated record
AUGCCCCACUGGCUCGUCUACCACCCUCCCAACGCUUACACCAACGACGAAUCCAAAGAUGCCCUCGUCAAGGCCGUAACUGCCUUCUACGUCGGCGUCGGCAUGCCCGCCUUUUACGUUGUCGUCAACUUCAUCAAAGUCCCCCAUGAAGACUUCUACGUCGGUGGCGUCAGGCGAGGCCCCGAUGACAAGCCCUUUGUCCGCUUCACCAUCAACCACGUUGCGCAUAAUUUCCCCGACGACGACCAGGUCCGGCGCGAGGCCGGCGACACGUUUAACAACUUGUUGACGCCGCUAAUGAAGGGCAAAUACGAUUGGGAGUUUCACAUUUCUGAGACGGACAGGAGGCUUUGGAAGACGAACGAGUUUACGCCGCCGGAGAGGGACACUGAUGGCGAGAGGCUAUGGGUCAAGGAGAACCGUCCGAUGGCUUAUUAA